Messenger RNA from Paramecium tetraurelia, 498 nucleotides. RefSeq lists its product as uncharacterized. NCBI's taxonomy places the organism in Eukaryota, Ciliophora, Oligohymenophorea, Peniculida, Parameciidae. The record is from RefSeq and is a predicted model, not a curated record. The transcript is spliced from 2 exons.
AUGUAAGAAUCUUCUCUCAAUUUCGAAGAUCAUUCAUAUAAUGCCCCCUCAGAAACUUUGCCACAAGUUAAUUCAUUUCAGGAAUUAAAACCAAAGCAAAAGAAUCCUAGUGAGGCAAAAAAUAUUCCAAAAAAUAUAGGAGGACUGUUAAAAAAUCAUUUCGCUAAUCGAUGUUCUCCACAAGUAAAGGAAAACAAAGUUAUCAAGCAUUUCAUUUCGUUAUAGGCCAAGAAGAAAAAUUACUCAAGAGAGGACAUCAAAAAGGUUUUGGAGAAUAAAGAGGCAGCUGCAAUUGCUAAGAAAUACUUCGCCAGCUUCGAAAUUAUAGAAGACAUACUUCAUUCAGAGAAGGUGCCAGAAAUAACAACUUUGUUAAAAUAUAUCAGAAAAUUUUUUAUCGCUUCUCACUUCCCAGAAACUCUAUCCACUCUAAAAUUACCAGAAUGAUCUUUUAUUUAUAUAUUUUCUAUGUUUUCGCUCCAAAAUUUAUUCAUAAAA